[Torrubiella] hemipterigena is the source of this 1656-nucleotide messenger RNA. Lineage: Eukaryota; Fungi; Ascomycota; Sordariomycetes; Hypocreales; Clavicipitaceae. The record is from the annotation of a GenBank genome assembly.
AUGCCGUCAGAAACAGGUCUUCAGACGCUCAGUCCGAUUCCCAUAGAGGAGGAAGAGGCAGCAGCUAGACCAUGGGAGGCCGACACCCUCCCUCCAGAUGCUGAACCGGCACCUCCACAGCCGACGCCUAGAUGGAUGCGUAAGGAGCGAUCUUGUCUCGCAAGGUAUAGGUGCCUCGUCAUCUUCAGUCUAACGCUUAGCGUCGCCCUGGCUGCCGUAUGGAUUCUGCCCAGCGCCCUCGAUCCCGUCAAGAAGACACCGAAACAAAUCAUCACCGAACGAAAAUGGAUAGACUCCAGCCCGUACAUGCUAGAUCGUUGGUCUUGCCGCUUCUUUGGCCUCUGUGGCCUGCACCAUCUCCGAUCAGACCCGCCCGGGCACUCAAUAAAUGAAACAGACGAAGAAAAGAGACGAGCAGGCCACCCAGGCUAUGCGGAUUACGACGAUCUUCCAGACGAGCUGCGUCGCCGCGCCAGCACGGCUGCCGAGAAGCCCAAGGAUGGCCAAAAGGACAUCCCCAGCUUUGUGCUUGACCAUGCGCCGUUAAUCCACCUACACUGGGCAGAGCACUUCUGGCCCAGUGAUAUCAAGGAAUUUAUCAAUCACGUAGACCCCUCCCUCCACUUCAAGCGUGUCGCCAAGAACAUCAGCUUGACACUCGACAACCUGGGCGAGUUAAACUCAUAUUCCUCCAAGGUCGUCCUCUCUAGCCAAGAAGACGUUGAAAGCCGCCCCGAGUGGCUCUUCAGUCAUGAUAGCCGCCCAAACCUUAACGAUACAGCGGAUUCUGAAACGGAAACCUUUUCCGCCAAACCUUUUAAGCCAUCCAAACGGCCAUGGUACCACGUCGCCGAGCUCAACGACAAGAAGGCCAGAGCAGUCCACGUCGGCCACAAGCCAGAUAAGAGUGGCUACUCUUCUGCUCCCGCUAUUCUUAUCAUGGUCGACAAGGGUAACGACAUCCUCGAUGCUUUCUGGUUCUUCUUCUACGCCUACAACCUUGGCCAGACCGUACUCGGUGCUCGCUACGGCAACCACGUCGGCGAUUGGGAGCACUGCAUGAUCCGUUUUGAGAACGGCAUCCCAAAGGGUGUCUUCCUCUCUGAGCACGAAGGCGGCUUAGCAUACACCUUUGAAGCACUCAACAAGAGGACGUCAUCAAACGGCGCCCAGCGUCCCAUUAUAUACUCGGCUGUUGGCUCGCACGCCAUGUACGCCACGUCCGGCAACCACCCCUAUGUCCUGCCCUUUCAGAUGCUCAAGGACGAGACAAACGACGGGCCCGUCUGGGACCCAACUCUAAACAACUACGCCUUUCACUACACCCCUACUCCCGAGCAAAAAGCCCAGGACCUGACGACGCAGGGCUUCCGCCGUACCGCUCUCGACGAUGGAUCAGACACCGACACUGCCAAUCUUACCCCAGCAUCAUCGAAUCCAAACAUGCCGACCUCUUGGUUCCAUUACAGCGGAGCUUGGGGCGACGAUCUGUUUCCCCUUGCCGACCACCGCCAGUGGCGCUUCUUUGGUCAAUAUCACUAUGUUCGCGGCCCGUUCGGUCCUAAGUGGAAGCAGUUGUCCCGCGAGCAGCUCUGCACCAAAAAGGUGUGCAAGAUUCUUGAGCACAUUGACGACAAGGGCAGCUGGCAUCAAUGA